This is a messenger RNA of Camelina sativa (false flax), 1483 nucleotides long. RefSeq names its product putative mitochondrial import receptor subunit TOM40-2. Gene Ontology annotation, cellular component: mitochondrial outer membrane. Lineage: Eukaryota; Viridiplantae; Streptophyta; Magnoliopsida; Brassicales; Brassicaceae. Gene Ontology annotation, biological process: protein import into mitochondrial matrix. The record is from RefSeq and is a predicted model, not a curated record. Gene Ontology annotation, molecular function: transmembrane protein transporter activity.
GAGACCCGAAAUAGAUGGGUUCGGGCCCGUUUCAGAAAAAGGUAAAAUCAAACAAACCGUGUCAAACUAAUUUUGGCACGAUUACAAAACCCUUGACGUACACGCUGAGAGGCAAACAAAAACCAAAAACCCUUCAAAAACUCUCGUCUUCGUCUUCGUCUUCGUCUUCUUGGAUUCCUCUCUCUAGCGAAUCAACAGUUGUUCCUUGAGCAGCGAUGGCGGGCUUUCAACCACCGAUUUAUACGCCGCAGGUCGAUGUGAAGACCAAAAUUGGCGAGAAAGUGGAUUACUCAAACCUCCCUUGCCCCCUCAUCUAUGAGGAACUCCACCGUGAAGCUUACAUGUCUUUAAAGCCAGAACUAUUCGAGGGUUUCCGCUUCGAUUAUAACAAGAUUGUGAACCAGAAGUUUUUUGUCAGCCAUAACGUAUCGAUGGGACCGACUGAGGUUCCUACUCAACAUUCCGAAGUAAUCAAAAUUCCAACUGCCAGUUAUGACUUUGGUGCUACUUUCGUUGACCCCAAGCUGCUGCUUCUGGGAAGGGUCACGACGGAUGGUAGACUUAAUGCUAGAGGCAAGUGUGAUUUAACUGACAAUUUUUCCAUCAAGGGUACUGCUCAGCUGACUAAUGAAGAACAUAUGUCGCAAGGCCAACUCACUUUUGAUUACAAGGGGUCAGACUACAGAACUCAGCUUCAGGUUGGAAAUGGUUCAAUUUAUGGAGCUAACUACAUUCAGCAUGUGACACCACACCUAUCUUUGGGUGGUGAAGUUUUCUGGAUUGGUCAGAAUAGGAAGUCGGGUGUUGGUUAUACAGGUCGUUACGAGACUGAUAAAAUGAUUGCGUCUGGGCAAGUUUCUUCCAAUGGUUUGGCUGUCAUGAACUAUGUUCAAAAGGUUACAGAGAAGCUGUCACUUGCAACGGAUUUCAUUUACAACUAUAUCUCAAAAGAUGUAACAGCUAGUGUGGGGUAUGACUGCAUGUUUAGACAGAGUCGAUUAAGAGGAAAGAUCGAUUCUAACGGUGUUGUGGCUGCUUACCUCGAAGAACAAUUGUCUCCUGGACUCAGAUUACUUCUAUCCGCAGAGGUGGAUCAUGUGAAGAAGGAUUACAAGUUUGGUUUCGGUGUUAACGCUGCUUAAUUCCGUAAAAAGAAAGACCUUGGCAAUAAGCUAAAAAGCCCUGAAGAUUCGGUUUAUCAUUCUUUGGCUGUUAGAUUCUCUUAGUUAGAUUAUUUAGUGUAUUACUCCCCAAAGAACACAAGCCAAGAAGCUCACAUUGCGGAGGAGUGUUUUCAUGUUCGUUAUUAGUUAAUUUCUUCUUAUUUUUUUAAUUGGUCAACUAUUAUCCUUAACUUCACUUAAUAGUUUAUAAUCUGACAAUCAUUUUUCCUUUUCUUAUCUUCAUAAUCAUGAAGGAAAAAGUUUCCAUCUUUUUGGACACCCAUCAUUGUAUUGAACUACUGAUUAAGCAGAUAUGACUU